Molecule: messenger RNA, 4978 nt
Organism: Drosophila subobscura
Lineage: Eukaryota; Metazoa; Arthropoda; Insecta; Diptera; Drosophilidae
Exons: 11
Coding region: 496-4665 (1389 amino acids)
Source: RefSeq, a predicted model, not a curated record
UCUCUUCCGCACCCGUAGAAUCCACAGACUUAUAUCAGAGCUGGGCCCAUAAACAAGCUGCAGAGACGAUCCCAGAACCGAUCUGUGGGAUCUUUUUUAAUGAUCUGCAUAUUUUGGCAACAUAAUUAACGGUGAAAGAAUGUGAAAAGUAGCGAAACGUAACGCGAAAGCCAGAAACACUCCAGCACGAAAAGAAAUACAUAUAACAAUCCACACCAACUGCUAUAAAGAAAGGCCAGAGAGAAAGAGGAGAAAUAAUCGUAACGAAGAAGGUUUCUACGCGCCUCGCGUGGCUGCUCACCUUUCAGUUCUCCAUCUCCGCUCCGUCCAAUCAGUGCUGUGCGGUGCAGACUCGAUUCUCUAUCCAUAAACCUAUCCUAAUAAUGUAAAAGAAACCCAACGACGAUUACUCAAUACUCAAGAGACAAUUGAAUCCCUGGAAUACGGCAAUACGGAUAAACGUGAUAAACAAGUUAAACCAUUUGGAGGGUCCCCAUGAUUUGGAUAAUGGGUGAACAGCUCAGACGGCGAUUACUUCGGAUGCUCUGGGCGCUCUACAUUAUCCUCGGCAUCUGGCAUUCUUCAGCGGCACUAACUGUCGAUAAUCAGUUGGUUUCCGCGCGCAAUGACUGCUUCGAGCGGAUUGCACUGGAGGCGAUGCUGCCAUUUGAGAAGACCUUCCGCACCGAAGACACCAACUCGCUGAAGAUGUGCAAGGAGAAGUGUCUGCAGGCGGGCGAGAAGUGCCAGGCCAUCUCAUUCGGUGUGCAUCGACGCGGAAACGGCACAUGUCAGUUGUCGUCGGAGCAGUACGGCUCGGGCGGCGGUGGGCGGCCGGGAGGGGUGAUUUUCGAUCCCGACUUUGAUUUAUACACUCGCAAGACGAACUGCUUCGACCUGAGCGACAAUGCGAUUGCCCCCGGAUCGGGUCCCAGCCCCAUCAGCCACGGACCAACCCCAGCGAACUUGCCUAAUCGUCCGCUGGACGUGGGCAACACUCCAGUGCUGGUCGUGAACCCCAACCCCACUUCGCACACGGACGAGCCGCCGCUGCGGCUACCCACGAUCUCUACGCCGUCGGUGGGUCCGGGUCCGGGUGCGGGUCCGGGUCCCUCACCCUCACUGCCGCCGCCCCCUGGUCUCGGCGAUCGCUUGUACUUCUCGCACGACUUGUAUCCCCUGUACAAAUACCCCGCCCUCUACGAGAACAACUAUCCGGCUCCCAACGAGGAUGUCUACAUCCCAGGCGGGUACGCGGCCAACGCCCCCGAGGUGGAGGACCACUAUCACCGACCCCACUAUGGUCCACCUUCCCUGGAAGAGGAGGGCGUGCGUCCGACGCCCCACGGCCCCCCGCGCCCCAUCUUCGGACUGGGAUACGGAAACGGCUACAGCUACGGCAGCCCGGAGCGGUACACACCUCCAACCAUGCGACCUCCGAGCGCGUCCUCGGAUGACCGGCCCCAGUAUGCAGCCAGGCCUCCUAGUCCUGACUAUCCGUCUCCCCCACCUAGGCCGUACGACACCGACAGCUCCACACCACAAUCGUACGGACCGCGACCCAGUCCCAGCUACGAGCCUCACCGCGAGCCCAGGCCGGACUACACCAAUCGACCCGAUCCGCCGUUGCAGCCUCCACACAGCGGCGACGAUUACGUGCGACGAAAUGGAAGCGCAAUGCGGCCUGGGGACGGGUAUGGGGGAUACAGUUUGGACGAUGACAAGACCAUUGCCACCUACUUCAAUCCCGAUGACUACAUGCAGGCUAACGGGAACAGGAACGGGAACCACAAGCGACCUUUGGGCGACAGAGACAGGGAUAGAGAUCGCCUUGGGUAUCCCAUGGAAGAGCUAAACGCCUGCUUCCGUCGAGUGUUGGCGGGGAAGCGGAUCGCGCCCCAGUGGGUGCGUCGCUCCAUCUCCUGCGAGCGGGUAGAGGAGUGCAUGCGGGAGUGCGGCCAUGAGAGGAGAUUUAUGUGCGAGGGUUUCAACUACAGGCUGGACCCCUCCGGACACGGCCAGGGUGACUGCGAGCUGAUCGAGAUGCCAUUGUCGCAGAUGGAUCUUUACUCCAGUGCCAAUCGGCGGGACUCGAAUCUACUGCGGCAUCCGGACUAUGAUUACUACGAGAGGGAUCGCAAUGCGCCGUCCAGUUGUCGGCGCAAUGCCUGCCAGGACUGCUCCAAGGGGCCCUUGAGCAGCAAACCCAUUUACCUGAAGCCCAGCACGGGUCCAGGACCCAGCAGCAGUGGCAGCGCAUUCGGAGAUCGGGAUCGGGAUCGCGACAGGGAUAGGAAUCACUUUCGGCCACCGUUACCAAGUAGCACAGCAGUUGACCAUUAUCGAGGGUCGUCGCAGGACCAUCAGCCGGGAAGCUCCUAUGAACAUCGUCCAUUCUCCUCCGAGUACCAUGGCUCGCACUCCGCUUCUUCGUCUUCGUCUUCGUCGUCGUCCUCGUCCUCGUCCUCGUCCUACGAGCUCUCCUCACAUGGGUCCGGCUCCGGCUACUUUGGGCACACCCCACCCAGCAGCUACGGGAGCGAUCACUCCUAUGUAGAUCGGCAUGAUCCCCCCCGCUUUGGUCCAGGGCGGCCUGAUCGCUGGGAGACGUUGCCGAGCAGUUCUGGAUACGAUGGCUCUGCGUACAGGCCACCAAGACCCGAAACAGAUCGCAUCGACAAAUACCGACCGCCCUAUAGGCCGGGCCCGGACUUCUCUCCAUAUCGGCCGCAUGAGCCAAGCCGUCCUGUGCACAAUUAUCUCGAUCGCGAUGGAUCCGGUGCAGGUCAUGGUCCAGGUCCUGGUCCUGGUCAUGGUCCUGGUCCUGGCUCCUACAAGAAGCCCAAUAAGUUUGUGCCGUACCUGAUCGGGGGCGAGGAGAACUGGGGGAACUAUGGCGGCAGCUACGGGGGCAGCAACAGCAAGCACACGUCUUACUGGGGUCUGAGCGAGUCGCAGCGGCGCAAGGACCAUGACUUCAACUACUUCCAGCUGGGUACAGGUGCACCGCAUCGAGAGUCCAACUCCGUGCUUGGCUAUCCGGGCUCCAGCUACGAGGACGACUACCCAAAGCGGCGCAACGAUUACAGACAACAAUGGACACGACGCCCCGGACCGGAUGAAUGCUCGGCGAAGACCAGCGAGGGCUUCCGACUGCACAAAACGGCCAUAAGGCACGCCUACAAUGUGCCCACACUGACGGAGUGCGAGCGACUCUGCUCGGACCAGAGGCCGAGUUUCAGCUGCCACACGUUCAGCUACCGGUACAACCAGGCGGGCAGGGACAAUUGCAUGCUCUGCGACAGGCCAGUCAACAUGCUGGACUACUACGUGGACAUUGAGCCAGAUCGGGACUAUGACAUAUACUCCAUGUCGGACGAUAUGGAUGUGUGCAGGCAGCCGCCCCGUCGCCACGACAUUCUUGCUCCCAACAGCAACGCCAACACGGCCAUCUCUGAUCCGCGAAACGCGCAGUGCUUCUUCCGGGCCAUCGACGCCACGCGCUUCUUCAAGUCUAUUGUGCGCGACUCCCUCACCGUGCGGUCCGUUGGGGAGUGCGAAAUGGAAUGCAUUCGUUCCACCAAAUUCACCUGUCGCGCCUUUGCGUACCGCUAUGGCCAGCAGCGGCAUGCGGGGAUCAUUGACAACUGCCAGCUGAGUGACUGGCCCGUGCGGGACAUGGACAAGGAGCGCCACCUCAUCCUGGACGCGGCCUUCGACAUCUUCGAACGCGCCAGCUAUGGCCAUGGAUGCGAGAUCCAGCCCAUCGUAGACGAGAAGCACAAGAAGCUUUGCUAUCUGGGCUAUGGCUCCCCCGCCAGGCUCCUCCCACCGGCCAUCAAGAAGGUGAUUUCGGUGCCUACGGAAAUGGCCUGCAAGAAGGAGUGCAUACGAUUCCGGGAGACUUCUCCCUUCAAAUGCUACGCCUUCAGCUACGGCUCCCACGCCAGCUCCCACAACUGCGAGCUCUCUGACCUCGAUCAGACGGAGCUGAAGCUCGACGUGCACUAUACGCACACCAAAGAGCGGGACUUCUGGCUCUUUGCUUGGAACCCCUUCGACUGGACCUGCCGCGACAAGGUGAACACGAUCGGGGGGUCGCGAGUGAACAACGAUCGCCGCAUGGACAUCUUCCGGGAACCUGGCGACGUGGCCUGGCGCCAUUACACGGUCUCCGGUAAACCCUGUCGCCGCAGCAGUCCCUGCGAGAAGAAUCUGAUCACAGGAUUUUACUCUUGCGAGACGGAAGGCUCGGAGGUUGGGUCUUGGGACUACUGUUGCAAGGCGGAUCAUCCGUGCGGCUACAGCAAGGGCUUCGAUUACCCCUGGUGUUUUGUGGGCGACGAGUCUGAUCAGUGGCGCAAAUGCAGCGAUCGCUACUAUCCCGGCAAGAACGGUACGCAGCCGACGCACUCGCACCUGGGUCUGGCCAGUCCCAAGGAGCAGCAGAAGCAAAAGCAUCAGCCACACUCACACCCCCACCCGCAGCCUGCGACCGCGGCGAGCGGCGAAUACAGCCAGCAUCCACCUCGUCCUGGCGGAUUGCAGAGUCUCAGCGAUUUUGCAGCCGCCCGCCUCUGGCCCGUCACCUACCUGUACAGCGAGGGCCCGCCCAAUGCCACGGAAUUUAGUAACUUUGUCGACUGCAACAAGGAGUCGUGCUAGGAUGUAGUGGUAAUCGCAGCAGGUCCUAUUUCGUUCCCCAUACGAUGUACCACACUCAGACGUACGUGAUAUGUGAACGUUCGAAAACGAGACAAAGGAAACUUCUCACGGAGUGUCAUUGUGAUCAUCAUUGAGAUUGGAUACUAUUGUCGUCAUAUUCAUGCAAAUACAAUUAACUUAUUCAUUUAGUUUCCCCUUAAUCUAACUCUAAUGACAGCUUGCGUGCUGACGAUACUUCGUUGUACUUUGACAUACUAUGAACAUAGAUAGGUUGACCAUGAACGCGUAUUAAUAAAAAUUAGCUUUAUGGAAA